GUGAGUGGUGGUGCAGCGCAUUCCUUGGGAAAGAAUCCUGCUCCUUUCUUCUUUCCCCACCGGCUUACCGCGAAGUAGCUUGCUCACCAGACGCAUGAGGUUUAGACGCAACAGCAUUCAUUUUACGGACUGCAGGCAAGUUGGAAGAAAGUAAAUCGCAUCACAAAGCCGGAUUAUUGCUUUGUUAUUUUACUGCAACAGUCGAAAGAUUUUGCCACAAGUUAGCUACUUUUUGUGAUCCGUUUUUGUGAUCAUGGGCACACAACGGAGACAGACUAUUAGACACUUGUAUGGGUGGACAAUCCUCAUUGUCGCUGUUUUGUCUCAACGUUGUCAUGGAACUUGUCCGGAAAAAGAGCUUCAGAGACGAGAAGAAGAGGCGAACAUAGUUUUAACUGGGACUGUGGAAGAAAUAAUGAACAUGGACCCGGUGCACAAUACGUAUUCUUGCAAGGUGAGGGUCUGGCGUUACCUGAAAGGCAAAACGAUGGUCAAUGGGGAGGUCCUGCUGGAUGGUGGCAACAAGGUGAUGAUUGGUGGUUUCGGGGACCCUGGCAUCUGUGACAACCGGGUCUCCACAGGCGACACCCGUAUUUUCUUCGUCAACCUGGCACCCGAGUACAUGUGGCCUGCUCACAAGAAUGAGUUGAUGCUGAACUCCAGCCUGAUGCGGAUAACCCUGCGCAACCUGGAGGAAGUGGAGAAUUACGUGGAAGAUCAUAGAAUGAUCAAUGCAGACAAACCUGUUCACUUCACGCCGGCACCCCAGCCCCCAGAUGGCUGCAGAGGCAUGCUGUGCUUCGGAGCGUUGUGUGAGAGGGACCCGACUGACCCGUCCAAGGGCGAGUGUGUGUGUAAGAGGACGCCGUGUCCGUCGGUGGUGGCACCCGUCUGCGGUUCGGACUCGUCCACCUACUCCAACGAGUGUGAGCUGGAAAAGGCCCAGUGCAACAUGCAGAGGCGCAUCAAGGUGCUGCGCAAGGGGCCAUGCGCCCUGAAGGACCCGUGCAGCGAUGUGACCUGCAGCUACGGCAGCACCUGCAUCCAGUCGUCGGACGGCAUGUCAGCCAAGUGCAUGUGCCCGCUGAGCUGCGAUCGGGUGGCCAAGCAGGUGGUGUGCGGCAGCGACGGCCAGGACUACCGCAACGAGUGCGAGCUCAACAAGCAGGCCUGCCACAGCCAGAAGAACGUGCACGUGCAGCGCCAGGGACCCUGCGAUGCAUGCAAGGACACCCAGAAUAGCCUGAAUACUGGCUGCCGUGUGGACCCGCGCCACCACAGGCCGUUGUCCUACAGUCCACCCGAAUCCUGCCAGCCAGACCCCCAGCCCCUGUGUGCCAGUGACGGGCACACCUACGACAGCGAGUGUGAGAUGCAGAACACCGCCAUGCAGAAGGGCCUGGACCUCCGCAAGAUCCACCAGGGCCGCUGCAAAGAGCCAGACGAGUGCCGCGAGGAGUGCAAGUUCAACGGCGUGUGUGUGGUGGAGCUGACGGGAGCCCACUGCUCCUGCGAGCCCAUCCAGUGUGACGGCGCCUACAAGCCCAUCUGCGGCAAGGACGGCAACACCUACGCCAACGACUGUGAGCGCCGGCGCGCCGAGUGCCAGGCCAAAGCCCACAUCCCCGUCAAGCAGCAGGGGCCAUGCGACCUGCACGUGCCCAGCCCGUGCCUGAAGAAGACGUGCGAGUUUGGCUCUGUGUGCGUGGUGAAGAACGCCAAGCCGGUGUGCGAGUGCCCCGAGGCGUGCCCGCAGGUGCCCGACCCCGUGUGUGGCAACGACGGACACACCUACGGCAGCCCCUGCGAGAUGCGCGCCAUGGGCUGCGCCCUGCAGCGCCACAUCCGCUUCCAGCACAAAGGACCCUGCGAUGAGCAGUGUGCCAACUGCUCGUUCGGGGCGAUCUGCGACGCGCAGACGGGGAAGUGCGUGUGCCCCACGGAGUGUGUGGACACGCAGCAGCCGGUGUGCGGCAGCGACGGCACCACCUACGAGAACGAGUGUGAACUCAACGUCAGGGCCUGCACCGAGCAGCUGGACCUGAAGGUGGUUGCCCAGGGAGAAUGCAAGACAUGCGGCAGCGUGGUGUGUGGCUGGGGAGCCCGCUGCGUGCAGAACCAGUGUGAGUGUCCCGAGUGCCAGAACCAGCCCUACAAGCCCAUCUGUGGCAGCGACCGCAACACCUACGACAACGACUGCGAAUUGCGCGUCGCCUCCUGCAAGCUCAAGAAGAAGGUCGACGUGCUGAAGCCAGGCACCUGCGACGAACCAGCUCUGAAAAGCGUCGGGGAAAAAAGGACGAGGGAGCGACUCAUCACCAUUAGGGCGCGGGGCCGUGUGCUGCACGCCAGCACCGCUGUGAUUUAUGGCACGCCGAGGCUUCGCUUUCGCCUUCGCCUUCGCCUCGCCUCGCUCACCUCCAAAAACGCCAAAUCUCUCUCUCUCUCUCUCUCUCUCUCUCUCUCUUCCACAGCCCCUACUCCACCUGAGCUCAACGCGCACUGCAGUCAGACGGUUUACGGCUGCUGUGAAGACAACAAGACGACCGCCCUGGGUGUGGGACUGGCCGGUUGCCCAAGCAUGUGCCAGUGUAACAGCUAUGGCUCUUACGGUGGCACCUGCGAUCCCACCAGCGGUCAGUGCUCCUGCAAGCCUGGCGUGGGUGGACUCAAGUGCGACCGCUGCGAGCCCGGCUUCUGGAACUUCCGCGGCAUCGUCACAGAGAACAUGAGCGGAUGCACACCCUGUAACUGUGAUGCGGGCGGCUCCGUGCGGGACGACUGUGAGCAGAUGUCCGGUCUGUGCUCCUGCAAGCCCGGCGUCAAGGGCAUGAAGUGCAACGUGUGUCCAGACGGCAGCCGCAUGGGCAUGAGCGGCUGCGACAAAGGACCGGAGGCACCUACGUCGUGUGUCGAGCUGGAGUGCAAAUUUGGAGCUUUCUGUGUGGAGGAGGACGGCCAUGCCCACUGUGAGUGCCCGUCCCCUGACUGCGACGAGAAGAACAAGGCCAAGGUGUGCGGAUCUGAUGGGGUAACGUACGCUGAUCAGUGCCAGCUGAGGACCAUCGCUUGCCGGCAGGACAAAGACAUCACGGUGCAACACCCGGGCCAGUGCACAGAACUCAUCUCAGAGUUGACCGUCAGACCCCACCACCCUCCCAACCACCCCCUCCCAUCGCCCACACCACCACCAACGCCGCCACCACCGUGGCCGACUACGACAUCGACACAGAGGAGCCGGGCAGCAUCGUCGAAGCUCUGCCGCCCAUCCAGAGAGUCACCACAGCCGCCGACUUCACCACCCUCUCCGCCCCACCACCACCCACCACCACCAGCCUGCCCACUCCACCCACCCCCAUCAUCAGAUGACGGUGCCACCACCACCACCUCCGCUUGCCGCCGGCCUCCACCACACACGCCCGAGCGUUGCCCGACCUUCGAGGAGUCGGGCAGCGGGCAGCCCAGCGGCGACGACGAGGACGAGGGCAGCACCGCCACAGAGGCAAGCGGAGAGGCAGAGCCAGUCGGCCCAACAGCAGUGGUGACCACCAUGCCCCCACCGGAGGAGCGCUCGUCCUGCGACAACACCCCCUUUGGCUGCUGCCCUGACGGCAGGACCGCGGUCAGCAGCCCCGAGGGCUCCAACUGCCCCUCCACCAUGAGGUUCAACGGCUUCCUGCAUCUGGACCAGGUAGAUGGCCAGGAGAUGGUCUACACACCUGAGAUGGAGGACCCUAAGUCCGAGCUGUUUGGGGAAACAGCCAGGAGCAUCGAGAGUGCGCUCAACGAGUUGUUCCGCAAGUCUGAGGUGCAGAAGGACUUUAAGAGUGUGCGUGUGCGGAACCUGGCCCCCAGCAACUCCAUCCUGGCCUUCAUCGAGGCUCACUUUGACCCAGACACCAGGUUCGCGGUGGCGGACAUCGAGGGGGCCCUCCUGAAGCAGCUGAAGGCAGCGCGCGAGCCUGGCAUCGUGGUCAAGAAGCCGGAGGAGGACAACAUCAGCUUCUCAAAUUACGGUCUCUCCACUCUGCCCUACUUCACCACCACCACCACCACCAUUGCCGCGGCGACCACACCCACCACCACCACUACCACCAUGCUGCCCCCGACCGCCGUCUUCACCACACGCCGACCGGCCGUCACCCGUCGCCCCUACCCAGUCCGCCGCUCCACCACGGCUCCCCCGCCGGUCCUCACGCAGCGCCCCCACACCACCACCGUCUCCAGCACCACCAAGGAGAUCCUGGUGCGUACCAGGCCCGUGUCCCACGCCGCCAGGCCCCAGAAGCCCUGCGACUCCCAGCCCUGCCGACAUGGAGGCACGUGCGAGGACGACGGAAACGGCGACUUCAUCUGCAUCUGCCCCGCCGGCCGCGGAGGUGCCGUCUGCGAGAAAGUGAUCAAAUACUACAUUCCGUCCUUCGGAGGCAAGUCCUACCUGGCCUUCCCCACCAUGAAGGCGUACCACACUGUCCGCAUCGCCAUGGAGUUCCGGGCCUCGGAGAUGACCGGCAUCCUGCUGUACAACGGUCAUAACGACAAGAAGGACUUCCUGUCCCUGGCACUGGUCAACGGAAAAGUGGAGCUCAGGUUCAACACAGGCUCCGGCACCUGCACGGUGACCAGUAAGGUAACGGUGAAGCCUGGCCGCUGGCACCAGCUGGUGAUGACUCGCACCCGCCGCAACGCCAUGCUGAGUGUGGACAGCGAAUCCCAGGUCGAGGGCCAGAGCCCGCCAGGCACCGACGGCCUCAACCUCGGCACGGACCUGUUUAUCGGCGGUACGCCAGAGGAGAUGGCGCAAGAUGUGAAGGAGCGGGCGUCCAUCUCCACGGGCCUGGUGGGCUGCGUCCGCAUGCUGGACGUCAACAACAUGCUGUACAACCUUCAGGAGAAUGGCGAGAACGUGCUGUACGGCACCGCCGUGGGCGAGUGUGGCAACAACCCGUGCCAGCCCAACCCCUGCAGGAACGGCGCAGCUUGCCAGGCCAAAGAAGCCGAGAUGUUCCACUGCAAGUGUGUCAACGGCUUCUCAGGACCGACCUGUGCUGAUGCACACGACCCCUGUGACCCCAGCAAAUGCCACCCGUCCUCCCAGUGCCAGGUUCUGCCAGAAGGCGGCUACAAAUGCGAAUGUCCGAUGGGCCGUGAAGGAAAGCACUGUGACAAAGUGUCGGAUCGCAAAGGCGCAUACAUCCCUGCCUUUACUGGAGAUGCCUACCUGGUGCUAAAGGGCCUGCAUCUCUAUGGACAUGACCUCCGUCAAAAGGUCAGCAUGACUGUGGUCCUCAUGGCCAAUGACUCCAAUGGCAUGAUCUUCUACAACGGACAAAAGACCGACGGCAAAGGGGAUUUCAUCUCUCUCUCUUUAAACGAUGGCAUCCUUGAGUUCAGAUAUGAUCUGGGCAAGGGACCGGCAGUCAUCAGGAGCAAAGAAAAGCUCAAAUUGAACGUCUGGAACACGGUAAACCUCGAGCGGGCCAACCGCAAAGGCGAGAUCAACAUCAACGGCAAGGACCCGGUCAAAGGAGAGUCACCGAAAUCACGCAAGAACCAGCACACCGAUCUGAACCUGAAGGAUUCACUCUAUGUUGGCGGGGCUCCUGACUUCCGGCAGCUGGCGAGAUCGGCCUCGCUGAAGGACGGCUUCAAGGGGGCCAUUCAGAAGAUCACCCUGAUGGGCACGUCCAUCCUGAAGCCAGAGAACGCGCUGGACUCGCGUGACGUGUCCAUGUUCAAGAGCCACCCGUGCUCCCAGUCCACAUGCAUGAAUGGCGGUCGCUGCAACCCUCUGCUGGACAGCUUUGAGUGUGCCUGUCAGCCUGGCUACACGGGCAAUCGCUGCCAGCUCGUGAUCCAUGAGAAGUCCGCCGGGGAGACCGAGGCCAUUGCCUUCGACGGACGAACGUUCAUCGAGUAUCACAACGGCGUCACAAAGAGCCAACUGACCAAUGAGAUUCCCGAUCCCGAGUCACUGGAGAACCCUUCUGACCAGAGUGAGAAGGCUCUGCUGGUGAACAAGUUCGAGCUGAGCAUCAAGACGGAGGCCACGCAAGGCCUGAUCCUGUGGAGCGGCAAGGGCGUGGAGCGCUCCGACUACAUCGCGCUGGCCAUCGUGGACGGCCGCGUGCAGAUGACCUACGACCUGGGCUCCAAGCCGGUGGUGCUGCGCUCGUCUGUGCGCGUCAACACCAACCGCUGGAUCCGCAUCAAGGCCAGCAGGGCUCUCAGGGACGGCUCCCUGCAGGUUGGUAACGAGGCUGCGGUGACGGGGUCGUCACCCCUGGCAGCGACCCAGCUGGACACGGAUGGUGCUCUCUGGUUGGGUGGUUUGGAGGAAUUGGCUGUGGCGCGUCGACUGCCGAAGGCAUACAGCACCGGCUUUGUGGGCUGUGUGAAGGACAUGACCGUGGACGGUGUGGAACUGCAUCUGGUGGAGGAUGCCUUAAACAGUCCCAAAAUAUUACACUGUACCGCCAAAUAGUCGGUCAGCGCACCACUCCCUCCGAGAAAACACGAUGAUAAAAGAAAAGAGGAAAAAAAAUCGCCAUGUCUACUGCUGUAAUUAUUUUCUAUUUUUGUAUACUUUUCAUCGCUUUUUAUAUUGGGAAAAAUAUGUUUUAAUUUUUUGAUUGUUUGUUUUUUUUCCUUUUUGGUUUUGUUUUAUUUCUGUUUUUAUUUUUUUAUCUGCACCCCCAUGCAUAACCCCCUUCACCUUGUUAAAUGCAAAUGUACAUGGUGUCACAAGGAAAAAAAUAAGUUGUAUUAUAUAUGUUUUGUUGUUUUAAAACAAAAAAGCAUAACCUUGCUCAUUACUUGAACAGUAACAGAUGACAUUGGUGCUGUGGUCUCCUCUUGAUUGCCUUCUCUUAGUGCCAUUCACCUCCAUACAGUGCAGUACCUAAACAUUCCACUGGGCAGUUUACUUCAUUCACCAAUACCGCAUUCAACAGGCCAACAUGAACUGAACAAAAAGUCUAUAAGCUUGCAACACAGUGAUGCAUUCUCUGUAACAAAAAAAAUUGUGUGUAUAGCAGUGCUCCAAUACCAACGUAGCUGAGACUAUUUUAGACAGAUUUCUAACCAUUUUUAUUUGUUAAUUUGUUGCUGUUGUUUUUUUUUUUCUUUUCAAACAUUGAAUUCCUCGCUUACACCAAACCUAAAUGCAGAAAUGCUAUUUGUGCGAGAACACAUCAUAUUAGCAAUCAUCAAUCACUUCCAAAUCCCAUUGAUGAAAUGUAAAACAACGAAUGCAUCAAACCCUAAAACAUAAGACUGUGAAUAUGGACAAACAAUGUUUUAUUUUUUUCUGUAUGGAUUGUGCUUCACAUGUGUUGUGCAUCAUAAAUUCAGAAAGACAGUAAAUCUACUAACAAACCCGUGUUGCAUGCAGCUCCUAAUGACAGGUUAAUUUUUGCAUCGGUUUUAUUGUUUCUGGAUCCGUCUGUUCAGGGCAUCAUUGGCCGCAGCUGUCGUGUCAGAGGGGAGGACACAGCAGUUGGCGUGCUCUGUAUUGGAAAAGGUUCCAACACGUUCCUCUGAUGAAAAAAAAAAGAUUUGGUCACCUGAAUAAGAAAAAGUAUAUAAAUAUAUAUAUAAAUAUAUAAAUAUUUAACUUUUUUAUAUUUGUUGUUUGUUAUUCUAAAAGUUUUAUAUUUGUUGGACGUUUAGGAAAAAAAUGAAUAGUGAGAGUUGUAAUGGCAACUCGCCAUGUGGAGGCGCUGUAGCACAGGCUGAAGAAAUCAGAGAAGAGGCAGAGCGUGUGAGAGAGUGAAUCAGACGUCUCCAGGGAGGCUCGAGCAUUGAAAUUUCCUCAGAAUGUUCAGAUGUUACAUAAAGUCCUGAAGUGUUGAACAAUUCACAGCCGUUUUGUUAGUCUAAUUUCAAAUGCAAACAUUACUUUUAGAAAUUGCUCUCAGCUCUCGCUGUGAAAAAAAGGGAUUAUGUAACACGUUAGGCCCUUGCAUCCUAGGACUGCCGCUGGGAAAACAGCCGUGAAAAUAAAGAAUAUUAAUAAGCAAGCAUAUUACAAUAACGAGAGAAUAAUGCAUGGGUUUGUAUUGUCAAAAUGAACUUUUUGUAACAUGUCUGUGGACAGAUGCAAUGCAAUUGCUUUUAUUGCUGGCCCUGUGGCCCGAUUCAAAAAUGAACACAUUUACUUUGAGAAUACAACGUAUGUUAAAAUACUCUGUGAUAAAACUCUAACCUAUUUCUUCAAGGGCAUCACAGUCCGGUGAAACUAUCAAUUUGUAAUUAUCCACUCUUGACUUUCCCCACCAGCGAAUGAGACCAUUUUGUACAGCCUUGCCAUUUUCCAUGUAAAUUUAACAAUGUGUAACUGUGGAGGUUUUGUUUUAGUAUAAUACACUGGAACCAAUUCUGACUUGUCUGUUCACUACACAUUUAUUUUUUGAUGUUCCUAUGUCUAAGGGGAAGGGAGGGGAUAGGGAGUCAAAAGGACACUUUGUGGGGGUGUUUUUUGUUUGAGUGGUGUUUAGGGGAUUUUCAAGGGUUCCACCUCCAAGGUCAAGAUCAGGAACCUUCUCACGAGUACGAAAGCUACAGAUGAGGAACAUCCACGCAGCAUUGUGAACCAUGCACUGAGUCUGUCAGAAAUGAAAAAGCAAUUCCAUUUAUUGUCUUUCUUUUGUUUUCACUUGUUUGUUUAUUACUUGUUUUUUUUUUCUCUGUGGACACACAAACAUUGCUCCUCGAAUGGUCCAAUCACUGAGCAUAAGAAGGGAAAUCCUGUGUGCGUGUGCUUGUGUGUGAAAGAACGUCGCUCAAAAAGGACAAUAAGUAUGUGGGCUCACGGAAAUGACCAGACAUAUUAACAGUGGACAUCUAUGGAGGAAAACCUGUCGAAGAAUUGCCUUAAAUCAGAUCACCACUCAACGGUGACCAAAUUGUGUUCCAUACUGUUCUGUGCUCUCACUUUAGCCAGUAUAUACUAGUCCCAUCCCUGUCAUGUAAAUUAAUACAUUUUGUUGAUAAUAAUAUAAUAAUAACGCUCAUAAUUCCAGAGGACCUGGUUAAAAACAAAGAUAUUCUGGCCUCUGCAAAUAUACUAUUUACUGUAUAAAUAUGAUUUUCAGUUUCUUAUUUAUGUCUUCAUAUGAAUUUCCAGACUGGCCUUUGUAAACUACUGUUAUUGAGUGAAAUAUUCCUGAAAGGCAGUGCACAGAAUGAGAGGGGCAUGACGUUACCAUUACUAACUUUAUUACUUGUGUCUUGUGUUCCUACCACCAUGAAAUAAAGUGUAAAAAUCAAA
This is a messenger RNA of Alosa sapidissima (American shad), 9271 nucleotides long. It is a transcript of the gene agrn, whose product is annotated as agrin. NCBI's taxonomy places the organism in Eukaryota, Metazoa, Chordata, Actinopteri, Clupeiformes, Clupeidae. The record is from RefSeq and is a predicted model, not a curated record. Gene Ontology annotation, biological process: multicellular organism development; cell differentiation; G protein-coupled acetylcholine receptor signaling pathway. Gene Ontology annotation, molecular function: calcium ion binding; laminin binding.